UUGAAGGUACUCCAUGUGUUGUUGUUAAUGAGAACUUAUUGUCAAGUUCAUCUUCUCUUCGUCAUGAUGAAAUAAGUAUUCAUUCAGCAUUAUUACCAACAACAACAGCAACAGAUGCAAUAUUAAUGACUUCUAAUGUCUUUAAUUCUUGCAUCACCAUCAUCAUUGUCAAUUGUUCCAUAUCAACAAUCGAAUACUACUCCUCUGAUUCCACGACUUCGUACAACAUCUGCAUUAACUAGUAUUGCAGAUCCAUUUACUCAUUUUUUUGGUUUAACAAGACCACGUUCAACAGUUGCACUAAUGUUACAAAGUAAAUGCCAUUCAUUAAAUUCACCGAUUGUUUCUCGUUCUCAAAGUGAAGUUGGCAGUUUAUAUUAUAUUUUUCAAUAA
Messenger RNA from Schistosoma rodhaini, 393 nucleotides. Lineage: Eukaryota; Metazoa; Platyhelminthes; Trematoda; Strigeidida; Schistosomatidae. The record is from the annotation of a GenBank genome assembly.